GGAAUGGUGUCGCCGCCGACACGCGGCCAGCCAGAUAGAUGUCCACGCACCGCAGCAGGGCGUCCGACAGAUAGAGCGCCGUGGCCGACGACGAGAGGAUUCCAGUCCAGCAAUGUGGAUGGAGAAGAAACAUUCCAGUCCAGCAAUUUGACGCUUUGCUGUGUUGCAUUUGCAUCCACGGGAACAAAAAUCUAUAUACGCGCUUUAUGCAGCACCGUCUCCGUCUCGAUAACCGUGGCUCGUCACUGAUUAUAAUUAUGCCAAAUAGCGAGCUGAUUGAUUCUUUUCCAAGGUGACCGUUGCGCUCCCCGACACACCGACCUUUUUUCACUGAAUUGAAUUCCCGAGGUGGCAAGAAAACGGCAGCAGCAUACAUACUCACUCGACAGAUGGGAGUAUCAUCUCAUCAAAAUCAGUUUCGCUGCUGCUGCGGUUGCCUAAACCGGGCUGGGCGGAGGAAGCUACCAGAGCAGACCAGAUUAUUUGCAGCAGCCGGCCCAAGGAAGCAAGGGAGGCCGCCGGCUAUCAAGGAGGAGGAGGAGGAGGAAGCAGAUUGCAAGCUCCUCCCCCUUCCUCGAGUCUUGCUUGCUUUGAUUGCUUCUCCCCCCUCGCUUAAUCCAACCAACCAAGGGCAGGAGUUCGCUGGCAAGUUAUUUAGAGGGCAAACAUGGCUACGAUCACUGACAUUGGCGUCUCCGCGGCUUUCAACGUAUUGACUGCUAUUGCGUUCUUGCUGGCAUUUGCAUUCCUACGGUUGCAGCCGAUCAACGACAGGGUCUACUUUCCAAAAUGGUACCUCAGGGGGAUGAGAGACAGCCCAAUUUUCUCUGGUGUAGCUGUGCAGAAAUUUGUCAAUUUAGACGCCAGAUCGUACUUGAAAUUUUUAAAUUGGAUGCCGGCUGCUCUCAAGAUGCCCCAGGAUGAGUUGAUAAGCCAUGCAGGGCUUGAUUCUGUUGUCUAUCUACGGAUAUACCUAACAGGGCUCAAGAUAUUUGUUCCAAUUACAAUUUUGGCGUUUCUUGUCCUGGUCCCAGUGAACUGGACCAAUGACACCCUAGAACGCAUGAACGUAAUCUACAGUGAUAUCGACAAACUUUCAAUAUCCAAUAUACCUAAUGGGUCAAAGAGGUUUAUAGCUCACUUGACCAUGGCUUAUGCCAUCACAUUUUGGACCUGCUAUGUAUUAUUGCGGGAGUAUGAAAUUAUUGCAAACAUGAGGUUGCGCUUUCUUGCUUCAGAGAAACGCCGACCAGACCAGUUCACUGUUCUUGUGCGGAAUAUACCACCAGAUCCUGAUGAAUCAAUCAGUGAGUUUGUGGAACAUUUCUUCCUCGUCAACCAUCCUGAUCAUUAUCUAAGACACCAGGUCGUUUACAAUGCAAAUAAACUUGCCGAUCUGGUUGAAGAGAAGAAGAAGAUGCAGAAUUGGCUCGAUUACUACCGACUCAAGUAUGAGCGGAAUCCAUCAGAAAGGCCCACCACCAAGAAUGGAUUUCUUGGAUGUUUUGGUUCCAAGGUGGAUGCUAUUGACUACUACAAAUCAGAGAUUGAGAAGAUAGGGAAGGAAGAAGCUGAAGAGCGUAAAAAGGUCAUGAAGGAUCCAAAGUCAGUUGUGCCAGCAGCCUUUGUUUCGUUUCGCUCUCGGUGGGGUGCAGCAGUUUGUGCUCAGACCCAACAAACCAGCAAUCCAACAGUCUGGUUGACCGAAUGGGCUCCAGAACCUCGUGAUGUGUACUGGAAUAAUUUAUCUAUCCCAUUUGUUUCCCUCACAGUUAGGAGGUUGAUAAUUGCUGUGGCAUUCUUCUUCCUGAACUUCUUUUUUGUCAUCCCAAUAGCAAUGGUACAGUCUCUUGCAAACCUUGAAGGAAUAGAGAAGGCACUUCCAUUUCUAAAACCCUUGAUUGAAGUACCAUUCAUUAAAUCAUUCAUCCAAGGGUUUCUUCCUGGAAUUGCUUUGAGGGUCUUUCUUAUACUGCUUCCAACUAUACUGAUGUUUAUGUCUAAGUUUGAAGGACUGAUAUCACAGUCAUCACUGGAGCGCCGAUCUGCAUCUAAGUAUUAUAUAUUCUUGUUCUUCAAUGUAUUUUUGGGGAGCGUUAUUACAGGAUCUGCUUUGGAGCAGCUUAAAACCUACCUCCAUAAGUCAGCGAAUGACAUAGCGAUGAUCAUCGGUGUAUCCAUUCCAAUGAAGGCAACUUUUUUCAUAACGUAUGUAAUGGUUGAUGGUUGGACUGGUAUAGCUGGUGAAAUAUUGAGAUUGAGGCCACUGAUAUUCUUCCAUUUGAAGAACUUUUUCUUGGUAAAAACUGAAAAGGACAGAGAAGAGGCAAUGGAUCCUGGUAGUAUCUGCUUCGACUCAAGUGAACCUCGAAUACAGCUAUACUUCUUGCUUGGCCUUGUUUAUGCUGCAGUGACACCAUUCUUGCUUCCGUUCAUAUUGGUAUUCUUUGGGUUCGCAUAUGUUGUUUACCGCCACCAGAUAAUAAAUGUGUACAAUCAGCAAUAUGAGAGCGGCGCACAGUUCUGGCCAAGCGUCCAUGGUCGUAUAAUCACAGCGUUGAUCAUAUCACAACUGCUGCUCCUUGGACUAUUGGGCACGAAAGAUUCGGAGGAGUCGACGCCUGCGCUGCUUGUUCUUCCUGUGUUGACCUUUUGGUUUUACAAGUACUGCAAGCACCGCUAUGAGCCUGCUUUUGUGAGGAACCCCCUACAGGAAGCAAUGCGGAAGGACACCCUGGAACGUGCUCGGGAGCCCAACUUGGAUGUGAAGGCGUACCUGGCGAAGGCGUACCGGAACCCGGUGUUCAAGGCCGACGAGGAGGAUCACAACUACUCGGUGGUGGAUGACGACGAUGCCUGGAUGGAUGAGGAGGUGAUGGUGCCGACCAAGCGGCAUUCCCGGCGGACCACGCCCGCCCAGAGCAAGCAGGACUCGCUGUCUGUGCCGGAGACUGUGCAUGAACGACGAUGAUAGCAGUAGCAGCUCAGCUAGACGAGGUCAUACAUACAGACUGAUACAGGGAAGAGAGAUGAAUAUUUCUACUCGACUAGUCGGUGUACAGACUGAAAGCCAAAACUUUGAUCACCGGAUGAUCUUCAGUCAUGGCAUGCCACCUGACAAGCAUCGAAUGACCAUCUCUGCUCCGUGAGAGAUCCAUGCCUGGCUCCCAAGCUCAGAAUAGUAGAUCGUAGUCCUCCCAGAAUAUUACCUUGUCUGAUCAUGCAGCUAGCCACUUGCAGGCUGCAUCAUACUGUAUAUAUGGUACUGUAUGAAGUUUGUUGCUGCACCAUCUGAUCAGACAUGGGAGUGAAAACCUCCACGAUUCCUCGUCC
This is a messenger RNA of Phragmites australis (common reed), 3333 nucleotides long. RefSeq names its product CSC1-like protein At3g21620. The record is from RefSeq and is a predicted model, not a curated record. The transcript has 12 exons. Gene Ontology annotation, molecular function: calcium-activated cation channel activity. Gene Ontology annotation, cellular component: plasma membrane. The coding region runs from base 668 to 2971 and encodes 767 amino acids. NCBI's taxonomy places the organism in Eukaryota, Viridiplantae, Streptophyta, Magnoliopsida, Poales, Poaceae.